Molecule: messenger RNA, 3012 nt
Organism: Penicillium macrosclerotiorum
Lineage: Eukaryota; Fungi; Ascomycota; Eurotiomycetes; Eurotiales; Aspergillaceae
Gene: bro1
Product: putative signal transduction protein BroA
Exons: 3
Coding region: 1-3012 (1003 amino acids)
Biological process (GO): protein transport to vacuole involved in ubiquitin-dependent protein catabolic process via the multivesicular body sorting pathway
Cellular component (GO): endosome
Molecular function (GO): protein binding
Source: RefSeq, a predicted model, not a curated record
AUGGUUCAGUCACCGAUGCUGUCGUGCCCACUGAAGCAAACCAACGAGAUUGAUUGGAUCCAACCCCUCAAAGAUUACAUCCGGGAUACAUAUGGCGAGGACCCGGAGCGCUACAGUCAGGAAUGUGCGACACUCAACCGACUCCGACAGGACAUGAGAGGGGCGGGCAAGGACAGUGCUACUGGUCGCGAUCUGCUUUAUCGGUAUUAUGGCCAGCUAGAGCUUUUGGAUCUUCGGUUUCCCGUCGAUGAGAACCACAUCAAGAUCUCUUUCACAUGGUACGACGCCUUUACCCACAAAUCGACCGCCCAAUACUCCCUUGCCUACGAAAAGGCCUCCAUCAUCUUUAACAUCUCUGCCGUCCUGUCUUGUCACGGCGCCAACCAGAACCGCGAUGAAGACGCUGGACUUAAGACCUCAUACCACUCCUUCCAAGCAUCUGCCGGAAUGUUUACAUAUAUAAACGAGAAUUUCUUGCAUGCGCCGUCUACGGAUCUGAACCGGGACACCGUUAAGACGCUAAUCCAUGUCACCCUUGCGCAGGCCCAGGAGGUGUUUCUAGAGAAGCAAAUCAUGGACAAGAAGAAGCCUGGCUUCCUUGCAAAGCUGGCUUCCCAAUCAGCCUAUCUGUAUUCACAAGGCGCGGAAACCAUGUUGGACUUUGUGACCAAGAACGUCUUCGACAAGGUGUGGUCGAUCGUGGUGCAGGCGAAGGCCUCGCACAUGGCGUCGGUCGCAUCUUACUACCAGGCGAUUGCGGAUAGCGAAGGAGGAUCGCACGGUGUUGCGGUUGCCCGUCUGCAAAUGGCCGAAAAACAGAGUUCAACUGCACUCAGCUGGGCCAAGUCUUUCCCUUCGUCCCCGUCUGCAAGCUCCAAUCUCCCCGCUGAAGCCGGAGGCGCCUUGGUGGAUCUCAUCAAACACAACCUUGCCAACGUACAGUCCUUGCUUGUCACAGUAACCAAGGACAACGAUUUCAUAUACCACCAGCCUGUCCCAAACGAGGCGGGCUUGUCAGCGGUACCCAAACUUGCGGCUGCUAAGGCAAUCCCAGUCAGCGAGCUGUAUCAAGGCCAGGAUAUUCAGCGGAUAAUUGGGCCCGAUAUUUUCCAGAAGCUUGUUCCAAUGUCUGUCACGGAGACUGCCAGCCUUUAUGAUGAGGAGAAGGCAAAGUUGAUCCGUGCUGAAACCGAGAAGGUUGAAAUUGCCAACGGUGAAAUGGUUGCUAGUUUAGAUUACCUGAAGCUACCCGGCAGUCUAAAUAUCUUGAAAGGCGGGUUGGAUCAAGAAAUGACAGUCGAUGAGGAGUUCCGCCGCUGGUGUUCAGAACUGGCUGGCCAUAAACCUUUCCAGCAGGCUCUUGACGAACUUCAAGAUCGCAAAGCAGAUGUUCAAGACCAAUUAGAUCAGUGCUCUAAGCAAUUGGACCUGGAAGAGAGCGUUUGUGAGAAAAUGCGGUCCAAGUACGGAGCGGAUUGGAGCCAGCAACCAAGCAGCCGUCUCAAUACCACACUCCGGGGUGAUGUUCGCACGUAUAGGGAUACCAUCAGUGAGGCUGUUGCCAGUGAUACUCAACUCUCUGCCACGUUUCGGAAAUAUGAGGAGGAUAUUGACCUCCUGCGUGAUGCAGGAGAGACAGACGAGGCCGAUGUACUCUUCCAAAAAGCAAUGUUCAAGGCUGGAGCCAAGCUCAACAAGGGCAAGAACGGAGUGAACAAUGCUGUCGAGGGCAGCCUUCUUGAUGAUGUCUAUGAUGAAAGCAGUGUGUCGGUUGCAGAGCAGAUUACGAAGAUCGAGGGGAUUCUGAACAAGCUUAAUCUUGUUAAGCAAGAUCGGGCCCAGACUCUCAAAGACCUCAAAGACAAGGUUCAUAAUGAUGAUAUCUCAAAUGUGUUGAUUUUGAACAAGAAGUCUAUCACUGGCCAGGAGAAUCAACUCUUCGAGGCUGAGUUGGAAAAGUUCAGACCCCAUCAGAAUCGGCUUCUGCAAGCGAACCAUAAACAGUCAACCUUGAUGAAGGAACUUACCAAAACAUAUGGAGCCUUGCUUCAGGACAAACGAGUCCAAUCAGAGCAGUCGAAAUAUGAAUCUAUCACUAAACAACGGCAUUCCGUGAUGUCUCGAUACAAGAAGGCGUAUGAGGCAUUCAAUGAGCUCUCAUCUGGUAUAGUACAAGCUCAAACCUUUUAUCAUGAUAUGGGUGAGAAUGUCGAGAGUCUCCAAAAGAAUGUUGAGACUUUCAUCGGCAAUCGGCGGUCCGAAGGUGCCCAACUUCUCAGCCAGAUUGAACGUGACAAGGCCAGCGGCGUAUCGGAGCAAGAGGACCGUGAGCGUGAGAAACUUCGCCAGUUGAUGGAACGACUAUCUACCGAUCCAAGCUCGUCAUCAACUUCACCUUCCCAGGGACCUGGCAUGGUUCCAUUAGCUCCUCCGACCAAGUCACCGCCGCCCGCCGUCCAAGCCCCUUCGUAUAUGCCUGGGCCGUCCCCUCAAAUGUCACCUCGCUACCCUCCUGUCGUGCCUAGUUCAUCAUCCCACGGAAUCCCAGGAUCCAGAGCAUCUGUUUCCUAUGGACAGCCCAUGGGCGGUGCUCCGGGGUACGUACCUGGUCAACCUUUCCAACAAGGAGCUGCUGCUCCAUUGUCUGAUGGAUAUAACCCAAUGGCGUAUCCUUACCGGGCUCCAAUUUCUGCUCCACCGACCCAGCAAUUCUUCCCUCAGUCACAUCCUGGAUACUCUCGCCGCUCUAGUUCACGCUCUGCUGCCAGCCCGGCUACAUCUGCUACUAGUGCAACCUCGAACUUCGUGGCUCCUCAGGGCUAUGUUCCUCCCCCUCCUCCCCCGCUCCCAAAGCAAACCAACUACCCACCUCCUGCCGGUGGUCCACAUCCCUCUGGCCCUGGUGGAUAUGCACAAGCCAGGCCCUCUAAUCACCGAACAUCGUCUCAGUCCCAAUCGCAGCCACCAUCGAUGAGCAAUGAUCCCUGGGCCGGCCUAAAUGCAUGGAAGUAA